AGUCCCAACAAUUCCCAUCCCACCAAGCCUGCUUUGCACACGUACCUGUUCCCUGUAGUGAUGGUCCGACCCGCUGCUACUGUCACCCGCGAACCGGCGCUAGCUGUCAUCGCAGAUACCUAGCCGUGCGUGCCCUUGUUGAACGGUCCAACCGGUUCGAGAUAUCUCAACGGAGCCAUUAAAUAAAAGCAAUCAACCUCUCACAGCCCGAGUUCAUAGACUCAUUCUCACCCACAAGAAACAACAUAUUUCCUUGCAUAAAUACAAGUCCAAAGGACUUUCUCACUCACAGAGUCCCCCCCCAAAAAAAAAGAGAACCACUCACUCGCUCGGCAAGAAUACGCACAGCAAUGUCCUCACCCAAACCCCCUCCGCUCCCUGCCUCCGAGGGCGCGUCCGGCGUCAGGAACCGCACCCACCGGCCGUCCGCCGCGGAAACCCUCCUCUCGUCGGUGGAGUCGACAGCCAUCCGCCUCGAGAAGAAGGUCGAGGACGCCCUACUGGUCCUCUGGGACGACCUCCCUUCCUGGCGCCGCGACAACGCCUACAUCCUGACGGGCUACCGCCGCGCCUCGGGCUCGUACCUCGGCUCCCUCCGGUCCCUGGCCUACCUGCACAACGAGUCCGUCAACAUCUGGUCCCACCUCGUCGGCGCCGUCGCCUUCCUGCUCGCCGGCCUCGUGCUGUACACCACCGUCGCGCCGCGCUACGCCUCGGCCGCGCCCGCCGACGUGCUCGUCUUCGCCUGCUUCUUCGCCGGCGCCAUCUCCUGCCUCGGCAUGAGCGCCACCUACCACGCCGUCUGCAACCACUCGCCCGAGGUCGCCAAGUGGGGCAAUAAGCUCGACUACUCGGGCAUCGUCUUCCUCAUCGUCGGCAGCUACGUGCCGGCCAUGUACUAUGGCUUCUACUGCCACCCGUCGCUGAUGCGCUUCUACCUGUGGACGAUCAACCUUCUCGGCCUCGGCUGCGGCGCCGUCUCCUGGAUCGAGUUCUUCCGCUCCCCGGAGUGGCGCACCUUCCGCGCCUGCAUGUUCGUCGCCCUCGGCACCUCGGGCGUCGUGCCCGUCCUCCACGGCGCCGCCCUCUACGGCCGCGCCGAGAUGGAGGCCCGCAUGAGCCUCAGCUGGGUCGUCCUGCACGGCGCCCUGUACAUCUUCGGCGCCUUCCUGUACGCCGUCCGCUGGCCCGAGCGGUCGUUCCCGGGGACCUUUGACAUCUGGGGCAGCUCCCACCAGAUCUUCCACUUCUUCGUCGUCGCCGCUGCCGCGACGCAUCUGUACGGCAUGGCCAAGGCCUUUGACUAUCACCACACCGUCCGCGGGUCGCUUUGCUUGUAGCCUAUUUCCCGGCGCCUGGCGCACAAUCUAUUGUGGUUGUUGCUGUUGUCUUGUCAUUGUCCCGU
Colletotrichum destructivum is the source of this 1405-nucleotide messenger RNA. RefSeq lists its product as uncharacterized. The transcript is spliced from 2 exons. Gene Ontology annotation, molecular function: signaling receptor activity. Gene Ontology annotation, biological process: intracellular zinc ion homeostasis. Gene Ontology annotation, cellular component: membrane. Bases 351 to 1340 code for a protein of 329 amino acids. The record is from RefSeq and is a predicted model, not a curated record. Lineage: Eukaryota; Fungi; Ascomycota; Sordariomycetes; Glomerellales; Glomerellaceae.